AUGGGUAUCUGGGAUCAAUUCUACGAGAAAGCCAAGUCCUUUUUUACUACAAGUGAUGAACCCAGUGCUAGUACAGAGCCGCCAAAACCUCGUUGCUAUUAUGAAUUAUUGGAAGUCGAAAGAAAUGCCACAGAUGAUGAAAUUAAAAAAUCAUUUAAAAAACUUGCUUUGCGUUGGCAUCCUGAUAAAAAUCCUGGAAGAGAGGAGGAAUGCGCUGCUUAUUUUAUUUUAAUUCAGCAAGCCUAUGAAGUACUCGUUGAUCCCCAAGAAAGGGCAUUUUAUGAUAGACAUCGCGAAAAUAUUAUUUAUGCUGGUGUUGAUUCUCAGCAGGAGAAAGUUGACACAGGUGUUAAACUCGAGCCAUUCAGGAGCACUUCUUGUUGGCAACACAUGUUUACAAGUGAAGAGGAGUGUGUUGAGAAAUUUUAUUCUGUAUAUCGCGAUCUUUUCCAUCAACUGGCUGCAGAAGAGUAUGCUUAUAUUGAUGACCCUGAAGAUAGAAAUUAUCCUGUUUUUGGCACUCUAAAUAGCGAUUAUGAAACUGUUGUCGCCCCAUUCUACGCAUUUUGGUUAAAUUUUUCAACUCGUCGUUCCUUUGCUUGGCUAGAUAAAUAUAAUUUGAGAGAAGCUGAUGAUAGACAUACUGCUCGUUAUAUGGAAAGGGAAAACAGAAGGGAAAGGACACAAGGCAGGAAAAAAAGAAAUGAAGAAGUUCAGAGAUUAGUGGAAUUUGUACGUAAACAUGACAAACGUGUUGAAGUCGCUAGACAACGUCAAGCUGAAAGAAAUGCUUUUAUCAUGAAAAAAGUUGAAGAACAGCAACGACAAGCUAUUAGAAAAAAUUUGGAAGGCCUAAAGAACUUUGAAAUCGACACGGAAAUUCAGAAAGAACAUUUAAUGGAUCUUGAACAAAUUGAGGCUGAAUUGGAUGCUGCUUUUGGUAUUGUUGAGAAUAAAAAACAUGAAAAUGAAGGAGCUAGUGAUGAGGAAAACCUUUCUGAUGAAGAUGACGAAGAGCAGUUUUAUUGUAUUGUUUGUGAAAAGUCUUUCAAAUCAAGAAAUGUUCUGGAAAGCCAUCAACGCUCAAAAAAGCAUCGCCAAAUGGCCGAAUUAUUAAAAAUUCACAUGUGUGAGGAAGAUCAGAAGCUCUUUGAUGGUGCUCAAAAUCAACAUUCUGAUGAUGAAAAUGUUGAAGAAAAGACAAAAGAAAAUAAAAAGACGAAAAAGAAAAAGGAAAAGAACGAGCCUAAAAUAAAUAUAGAAGAAGAAGAAAAUUCUAAUAAAAAUAUUGAAGAAAUUGGUAAUAAUGAAGAGGAGGAAGGUCAAAAAGAAGACGAGUUAACUGAACAGGAAAAUAAUAUCCCUAAAAAGAUGACAAAAACAGCAAAAAGGAAAGCUGCUAAACAGGCACUAAAAACUGAGCAAAAGAAACCACUUCCAUCAGGCCCUGUUGCCUGUGAAUGUCACACUUGUGGUGAAGAAUUUGAUUCUAAAAGUAAACUUCACAUUCAUCUAAAACAAAGUGGGCAUGCGAUAAUUAAAAGUGUUGUUAAUCCUCCAGUAACUUUUGGAACAAAUAAAAAAGCAGAAAUGAAAAAAUCAAAGAAAAAGUGAUAAUUUAAUUAUAUUUACUUGUCUUUUUCCCAUUUACUAUUUUACUUUUUCUGGGCUUUUCUCUGUAUAUUAGGGCUAUAUUCUAAAAUUUUAUUUGCUUCAAAUUUAUUUUCCAAAAAUACCCAAAAUUCUAUCUUUGUUGAUAAAUUUAUUUUGAAUUUAUUUUUUAAUGAUUAUAUUUGAGUUUUUAACUUUAAAUAUUAAUAAUUAUUUAUUUCUUUUAUUUUUUUAAAUAAUAAAGGUUUAUAUAAAUUCAAAAUUGCCUCUACAAGUAAAUUGGAGAAUUGUGGACUUCAAUAAUUCGCUGCCAAAUUGAGACGGGAAGAACACAUCAAAUAAGAGUGCAUCUCCAAUAUUUGGGAUUUCCAAUUUGCAACGACACAAUUUACAAUAACUUUGUUUGGGGUCCAUUAAAGGGUAAAGGAGGUGAUUAUGGGGGAAAGUCUAUUGAACAGUUAAGAAUUGAUGUUGUUAAACAACACGACAAAAAAUCUUGGAUAUGUGAAUCAGAUCCAGAUUAUGCUCAAAGACUUAAAGAAAUUGGGGAAAAUGAUUUGGUAGAAAAAUUUUUUAUUUUUGAGG
Meloidogyne enterolobii is the source of this 2196-nucleotide messenger RNA. NCBI's taxonomy places the organism in Eukaryota, Metazoa, Nematoda, Chromadorea, Rhabditida, Meloidogynidae. The record is from the annotation of a GenBank genome assembly.